This is a messenger RNA of Eriocheir sinensis (Chinese mitten crab), 1369 nucleotides long. Its product is annotated as oplophorus-luciferin 2-monooxygenase non-catalytic subunit-like. NCBI's taxonomy places the organism in Eukaryota, Metazoa, Arthropoda, Malacostraca, Decapoda, Varunidae. Bases 58 to 1134 code for a protein of 358 amino acids. The record is from RefSeq and is a predicted model, not a curated record. The transcript has 3 exons.
CGCGGCGAUGAGCAUGCAAGGAAGCGAGCCCCAACGACUCAGUGUUCUUCUUGCAACAUGACCGCCAAGACGCUAACUCUUCUGCUGCUCUGCGCCGCCACGCUGACGCAGGCGGCGUCCGAGGCGUCCUUGGCUGAGCCGAAGAGCGCCUUCCCGUGUCCUGAAGUAAUAGACAUCUCGCCCUGUGUAUGCACCUUAUUCGGCGUAGACCUGCAGCUUGACUGUUCCAAAGUGGCGGACAACACUCAGCUGGAGCAAGUGUUCCAGGCGGACUUCCCGUUCAAAAACUUCUCUUUGCUGACCAUCAUCGCCAACCCGGAGGACCCAAGAAUCGGCAUCGUAACCUUGGAUGAGAAUACCUUCCAGGACAUAACAUUUGCCAACAUCCACAUCAGCCACACAAACCUUGAAUUCAUCUACCCGACGGCGUUUGACAAGUCGGCGCCGAUGCUCGAAACACUCAUUGUCACCGACAGCUUCCUGCAACUCUUCCCGUUUGAUCUCGUGGACUACGCUCCGUUCUUGACUGACCUUCGUGUCUUCAGGAACAACCUCAUCCACAUGCCGGAGAUGAGCUCUGACACUCUCACGUACCUGGAGGUCGCGUACAACCCCGGCCUUCAGUAUGGUGACCACGCCCUGAGGAACCUCCCCAACCUAGAGUACUUUGUGGCUAACGACAUAGAGCUUGCUCACGUGGGGGAGAAUGCCUUCUAUGCGAAUACGAAGCUCGUGUACGUCGACUUGAGCUACAACAAACUGGAAACUCUUUACGCUGGCUCCUUGAAGUUCCAGAGUCCCAUCCAAACGAUUAGACUGAACAAUAACAACAUCCAUACUGUAGAAGUUGGAGCCAUUGAAGGUCUGGGAAGCGGCGCCCCAACAAUGCUGUGGAUGUAUAACAACUUCGUGGAGAGCCUCGACCAGAAGGUGUGGGAGCCAGCCUUCAACAGUGUUGCCGGCAAAGUACGAACAUUCGUAUUUGACGGCAAUCCCUUCGAAUGCGCUUGUAACAUUCUGUGGCUGAAGUCGAACCCUGAGCACCUCAAAACCAUCGCCAGGGGCACCAUUUGCGAGAACACAGACACCGACAUUCAUGACGUUGACUAUGGAUUCCUUCAAGCAAACUGCUGAGCCUCGCCGCCACCCGCCCGCUGCUGCCCGCCGUGCUCACCUGUUAUGCUGUGUGAAGAAACAAGCCACCAGAAGUGCCACUACCAUAGCACUUAAUUAAGAGGGUUCGGAGCAGGCCAGUGGCUCCGGUUCCUGCUGCUGCACGUAAAGAAAAGGCGAAUAUGGCUUGUUUUCCAAUAUUGCCGAUGGCUUAGGCUUAUUGUAAUGAGAGUGAAUUAAAAAAAAAAAAGUCAAA